AUGGCGAUGAUCUUGGAUGCUUUUAUGAGCAAAUUCUCUACUUUGCUCACUGAUUUUGUCCAUGAUCAGGUGAUCAUGCUGCUCGGUGUGAAGGAUGAGCUUCAAAUGCUACAUAACAAGAUGAGGAGAAUCCAAUGCCUGCUGAAAGAUGCUGAAAAGAAAAAGUUUAAUGAGUCAUCAUCCACCGAACUCUGGCUUUCUGAGCUUAAGGAUGUGAUGUAUGAUGCCGAGGAUAUCAUUGACCUCUGCAGAAUUGAGGGCAAUCAGCUACUCGCUAAUCAAAAUCCCAAAUCUAAAUCUUCUUCGGUAUGUUGCGAUUUCUCAUCUGCCUUUCUCUCCUGUUUCACCAGUGUUCCUUUCCGUCAUGAGAUUGGAAACAAAAUUAAGGAUAUUAAUGAAAGACUCGAACAUAUAUAUGAAGACAGAAAACGUUAUAAACUAGAGAAAUCCAUGAUAUCCAAAACCCCACAAUUUACUCUACCUGAUUAUCGUAAAACUUCUUCCUUGGUUGAUUCUUAUGUUGUGGGAAGAGAGGUCGAGGAUGUAGCAAAUAGUUUGGCUGAUCGUUUGGUUGGGGAGAAGGUUGAUGAAAAAUGCUCUGUUUUUGUUGUUACCGGCAUGGGCGGGAUAGGGAAGACAACUCUGGCUAAAAAAAUUUUUAACCAUCCAAAAAUUCAAACCUAUUUCAAUAAAAAGGUGUGGGUUUGUGUUUCAGAGACUUAUGUUGAAACUGAGUUAUUGAAAGAAGUAAUAAGAGGGGUCAACCCGAACUAUAAAGACGCUAUCACUAAAGCAGAGCUGGAACCCAUUCUUAGUGAUUCUGUUGCUUUAGCUCAGAGCCUUUUUCUUGUUUUAGAUGAUGUCUGGAGGGGGAAUGUGUGGGAUGAAUUGCUUAGAGUCCCGUUGCAGCAAUCUAACGUGAAUGUCAAAAUAUUAGUCACAACUAGAUAUGAAAAUGUUGCGAAGGAGAUGAAGGCAGGCAUUCAUCAUGUGAAUCGUCUUUCUGAAGAGAGCAGUUGGGAUAUGCUUCGUAGGCGGCUUUUCUCAGAGCAAGAAGAGGAGCUAGCGAAUGACUUGAAGGAGCUAGGAUUAAAGAUCGUAAACAAAUGUGAAGGACUUCCUCUUGCAAUCAAAGUAAUUGCUGGAGUUCUUGUCACAAAAGAACGCACUAGGAAAGCAUGGCAAAUUUUUCUUAAAAAUUAUGCUUGGUCUAGUAGCGAGCUUUUCGAUGAGCAGAUAAGAGGAGCCCUACGCCUUAGUUUUGAAGAUUUACCUUCACAUCUCAAGCAAUGUUUUUUAUACUUCUCUUUAUAUCCUGAGGAUGCAGAGUUAGAUCUGGAGGAGUUUGCUCUGCUUUGGGUGGCCGAAGGAUUCGUAACAGAGCAACAAGAUACAUUAAUGGAAGAUUUACACUCAUAUCCGGAUUCACAGAGUCGCAGAGAGCUUCAGAUGUCCAUAGAUAGCAUUAUCAACUACAUGACCAUAAGUAAAUUCAAUAAGCACGACGCACUCUUUGCCAAGUUUCCUGCCACCCGUAAGGACAAGGCCAACAGUCUUUUCUUUCAUCCAGGACAGAUCCCUUUUUCGAAAUUAGCAAUUUAUUAA
This is a messenger RNA of Dendrobium catenatum, 1605 nucleotides long. RefSeq names its product disease resistance protein RGA2-like. The transcript has 2 exons. The coding region runs from base 1 to 1605 and encodes 534 amino acids. The record is from RefSeq and is a predicted model, not a curated record. NCBI's taxonomy places the organism in Eukaryota, Viridiplantae, Streptophyta, Magnoliopsida, Asparagales, Orchidaceae. Gene Ontology annotation, molecular function: ADP binding. Gene Ontology annotation, biological process: defense response to other organism.